AUGGCUACAUGUGAUGACUAUGGAGGUGGAUAUGACUUUAAGUUUGCUGAUGGUGAUCCUCCAGAUGAGUAUCAAUGCCACAUCUGUACACUGGUAGCACGGGAUCCUCAACAAGUUAGCUGCUGCUCCAAUAUAUACUGUGAGAGCUGUCUGGAUACACUAAAAGAGAAGGGCCAAGGGUUUAUCUGCCCAACUUGUCGUAGCUCACUAGAAGGAAAGUACUUUAAAGAUGGAAGAGCAGAAAGAGGAAUAAAGUCACUUAAGGUUUAUUGCACUAACACUGAUAGUGGGUGCCAAUGGAUGGGGACUAUUAAGGAUAUUGAUACCCACCUUAAUAACAGCUGUACCUAUCAACUGGUGCCUUGUACUAAUGGAUGUGGAGAGAAGAUUAGGAGAAGUACACUGAAGAAACAUCUGACAGACAACUGUCCUGAGCGAAUAGUUAACUGUCAGUAUUGCAACCGAAAAGGUCGAUACCGACUGAUAACAAGCAGCUGUCAUUUUGAUGAUUGUCCUGACCUCUUAAUCCACUGCAGUAAUGAAGGUUGCAAUGAGAAGAUACCACAACGUUCACUAGCAUCACACAAUGAGACCUGCCCUAAAGCUAUCAUAUCAUGUGAAUACAAUACUGUUGGAUGUACUGAGGUAAUGAGGAGAGAAGAACAAGAGAAGCACAAUGAAGAAUCAGCAAUACUACACCUACAACUGACAAAGGAGCAACUAGAAGUAACAAACGAUCAACUGGAAUUGACAAUUGAACAGCUACAGGUAACAAGUGAACACCUACAACUGACUGACCAACAAUUGAAAGUGGCUAUAAAGACAAUACAAUCUCUAAAAGCAAAAGUACAAGAGCACAAAAAUCUAUUGACGACAUCAAGUGAAGUGCUUAAACUCAGCCAAUUUUCACAAAGGAAAGAAGGAUGGUGUAGUCGAGGCUUCUACACAUCACCAGGAGGAUAUAAGGUGGCACUACAUGUCUAUCCUAAUGGAUAUGGUGAUGGUAAAGGUACACACGUUUCUUGCUUCAUAUAUCUUGAGGCAGGAGAAUAUGAUGAUUUGUUGGAGUGGCCAUUUCAAGGAGAAGUUACUAUAGAACUACUGAAUCAACUAGAGGAUAAGAAUCACGUAAAGGUAGCUUUUCAUUUUAAUAAAGCAACACCAUAUAAAUGUAAGCAAAGAGUGAGCCAAGGACAAGAAGGCCAAGAAUGGGGUAUUCACAAAUUCUUAUCACACACUUAUAGACUACCUAAUAACUGUCGAUUUCUAAAAGAUGAUAGUCUGUACUUCAGAGUCAGUGUAAAGGUUACAUCAAAGACAAAACCAUGGCUAGCAUUAACAUAAACUAACAAUAGUAUUUUUAAUUUUAAUUAAAUAUAAUUAAGUUA
Messenger RNA from Amphimedon queenslandica, 1388 nucleotides. Its product is annotated as TNF receptor-associated factor 4-like. Bases 1 to 1344 code for a protein of 447 amino acids. The transcript is spliced from 2 exons. The record is from RefSeq and is a predicted model, not a curated record. Gene Ontology annotation, molecular function: protein binding; zinc ion binding. Gene Ontology annotation, cellular component: plasma membrane signaling receptor complex. Gene Ontology annotation, biological process: signal transduction; regulation of apoptotic process; regulation of canonical NF-kappaB signal transduction. NCBI's taxonomy places the organism in Eukaryota, Metazoa, Porifera, Demospongiae, Haplosclerida, Niphatidae.